CAGCCUUAGCGACACUCUGCAAGUUCCCUUUUUUGCUGUGAUUGAGACUUGUGUGUACUGUACUUAUUACAACUCUCCGUAAUCCACGUGCAUAGACCCAUCACAGGUUAAUACAGCGUAUUGCUACUUUGGGUUUUCGAGUUUGUUCUGUUGAUUCUUUUCAAAUCCCAGAUUUAUCCUCUUAUCAUUCUCUGAGCUAUUGUUCUGUUUACUACAGUUCUCAUCAUUUAUUAUGGGCUAUGGAACACUCCGGCAGGAUGAUUCGAGCCAGAAUACCACCCUCGCGUCGGCGCCAGAUCCUGAAGAUGGAAGUGAAGAAUUCGAAAUUCAUGCUCAGAGUAUAUCACUAUUAAAGACCUCAGUAGUCAUUGCAGGGUUAGCUGGGGUGUCAUUCGCGAACAGUAUGUCCACAGGACUACUGAUUGCAUCUCUGCCAGUAAUGACUGAAGACUUGCAGAUUCCAGACUAUCUUCUCAUCUGUCCAUAUUCGAUAUACUCGCUCACAACAUGCUGUUGUCUCCUCUUCGCCGGUUCUGUCGCAGAUCUCGUCGGCCCUCGCACAGUCAACCUCCUCGGGUCCCUUGUCACAAGCCUCUCGAUGCUCUCUUCAAGUCUAGCAAGCAAUGGCACACAGAUCAUUCUUUUCCGCGGUGUUCAAGGAGUAGGCGUCUCAAUGUGCCUUCCGACGGCUGUCAGUAUCAUGACUCACACUUUCCAUCGUGGUCGUUGCCGAACCUUUGGAUUUUCAUGCCUCGGUCUCGCUGUCCCCUUCGGAUUUUCUGUGGGUCUUGUAAUUGGAGGGAUAUUGACAACUGCCUCUGAACGGUGGCGGCUUGGAUGGUCGAUCUGCGCGGGGAUCGUGUUCAUACUCCUGCUAUUGAACAUAUGGACCUUGCCCUCAGAUGAGAAUUUGAAUGAUCUCACAUGGAAAAAAUUCAAAAGCGCUACUGAUUGGGUGGGAGUUUUGAUUGCGACCUUGUGUUUAGGGAGUCUCUCGUACCUCUGCGCGGUCCUGAAUGAAAGCUUCGAAAACAUCUAUAAAGUGCAAAACAUUCUCUUGUUGAUGUCCGCCAUAUUGUUAGUCCCAGCCUUCGUGAUCCGCAUGGCCUCUCAAGCGUGGAGAAAACGCCCAGUCCUGAUCCCAAACUCACUGUGGAGAAAGAAGUCCUUCGCCGGGAUAUGUAUGAUGGUCUUCCUAGCCUGGGCCGCGCUUUCAGGAGAGGAAGUCUUUCUGAGCUUAUUUUAUCAAGAAAUCCAAGAUCUCUCUCCAGCCCAAGCAUCUCUCCGAUUACUUCCCAAUAUAAUCCCCGGCAUCACGAUACCUCCUCUUGUCGGCCUCUUCGUACACCACAUCCGCGCACAUCACCUCCUCGUCUCAACCUCCGUAAUUUCAACCAUCCCCUGUUUCAUGAUGGCUGUCAUCGAUCCUACAUCGUCAUACUGGCUCUCUUCCUUCUGGGCCGUAUUCCUCGGACCCGUGUCCGUAGACGUAAUCUUCGUAAUCGCGCACCUGAUAAUAAUCGAUGCUUUUCCAGCCCAGACCCAUGCUUUGGCAGGAGCGGUAUUCAAUACCAUGACGCAGCUGGGACCACUGGUCGGGCUGAGUGUCACGGCGAUGUGUUCGCAUUAUGUGACUGCGAAUGCGGGGGGCGAUACGAAGCAGGGCUUGUUGAAGGGGUAUAGGGCCGCGUUUUGGGCUGCGGGUGUGAUGAUGGUCCUUACGUGUGGGGUUUCUUUGGUGGGAUUUGGGGGUGUUGGGAAGUUGGGGGGAGCGGUGGGGAAGGAGGAGGGUGGGGUGGUCGAGGAGGAUUAAGGGUAAAAGUACGAUUUGAUGCGGGGACGUCGGAUGUAGGGUGGAAGAUUGAUGGGAGUGGGAAUGCUAUUGUACGUUCGAAUCUGAAAGGGACAACACUGCAUUCAGCAGACCUGAGUU
Messenger RNA from Mollisia scopiformis, 1933 nucleotides. Its product is annotated as MFS transporter. Gene Ontology annotation, cellular component: membrane. The record is from RefSeq and is a predicted model, not a curated record. Gene Ontology annotation, molecular function: transmembrane transporter activity. Gene Ontology annotation, biological process: transmembrane transport. The coding region runs from base 233 to 1813 and encodes 526 amino acids. NCBI's taxonomy places the organism in Eukaryota, Fungi, Ascomycota, Leotiomycetes, Helotiales, Mollisiaceae. The transcript has 5 exons.